Molecule: messenger RNA, 3277 nt
Organism: Scleropages formosus (Asian bonytongue)
Lineage: Eukaryota; Metazoa; Chordata; Actinopteri; Osteoglossiformes; Osteoglossidae
Gene: rhbdf1a
Product: rhomboid 5 homolog 1a (Drosophila)
Exons: 19
Coding region: 292-2970 (892 amino acids)
Biological process (GO): regulation of protein secretion; regulation of epidermal growth factor receptor signaling pathway
Cellular component (GO): endoplasmic reticulum membrane
Molecular function (GO): serine-type endopeptidase activity
Source: RefSeq, a predicted model, not a curated record
GACCGGGCGGACGUGCGGGAAUGUGCCGGACACGGCGUAUAUUAAAAGAAGGUUUCUUCUGCACUUUCCUGGAGUGGAUUUGGGCUCCGAGAUCUUCUCACAGGAUCCGGACUGUUCAUAUUGCUGCUCCUUGAGUUCUGUGGUAUUUUGCACGCUGUGUGGGGAAGUGAUACAUACCACAACUCGAUAUCUCUUGCCGACUUGCGAGUUACAAAUCACGGUUCUGGAUCGCUGAAGGUCUGCGACAGGGAGAGUCGUUGGUUUUUGGCCUGUGGAGGUGUGGCCACGGCCAUGGCGGAGCCACGAAACCAAGGUGGUGGUAGCAGCCUCCAGAGGAAAAAGCCUCCCUGGCUCAGACUGGACAUCCCCGCUGCUCAAGUGUCACAGGACGAGCCACCCACCUUCGUCCAGUCAGUGAGGCGACAGGGCUUUCUGCGCAGCAUCAGCAUGCCAGUGGAGAGCACUGUGCAUUUCCACUCCCCUGCGUCAGACCCCCAUGACGCCCGAGACCGCCGCCGCCAGGCCUUUCAGCGGCAGACCUCUAUCACACAGACCAUCAAGAGCAGCAAGAAGGUACACUUUGAGCGGAUCAGCACAGUGCCCAUAAAAGGUUCACGUGCUGCACGCCGGGUGUCCAGGAGGGGGCGAUCUCUGUCCAAACUGUUCCUCAGGGGCACUGCGGACUGGUUUGGCGUGAGCAAGGAUGGUGAUGCGACGCAGAAGUGGCAGCGGAAAAGUCUCCGCCACUGCAGCCUCCGCUAUGGCAAGCUGAAGCCUCAGGUGGUGCGGGACAUGGAACUACCCAGCCAGGACAACAUCUCCAUCACGAGCACGGAGACACCGCCACCACUCUAUGUGCCAGCCCACCCACACGGCAUGCAGAAGAUCGUGGACCCCUUGGCACGGGGGCGAGCGUUCCGCAUGGUUGAAGAUGCAGAUGGCUGCAGUGUGCCCCAGACUCCCAUCACCCCCGGUGCCACAUCACUCUGCUCUUUCUCCAGUUCCCGUUCUGGCUUCAACCGACUGCCACGAAGGCGCAAGCGGGAGUCUGUUGCUAAGAUGAGCUUUCGAGCUGCAGCAGCACUGGUUAAGGGACGCUCGCUGCAUGAAACAGCCACGCGCCAUAUCCAAAGACGGAGCUUUACCCCUGGCAGCUUCCUGGACGAAGAGGCCGCAGAGCUACCAGAUGAACUUGACACCUCCUUCUUCGCCAAGGAUGGCCUGAAUCGGGAGGAGCUGUCUACAUGUGCAGAUGAGGUAUUUGAGUCGCCCGUGGAGACAGACGUGAAAGCAGAUGAGGGUGACCAGACUGGGGGAGCGCUGGACAAAUGUGAACUGGAGAGGAGUCACCUAAUGCUCAGUCCCCUGGAGCGAGGCUGGCGCAAGGGCAAAGAGGGCACCUCUCCGCAGCCCAAGGUACGCCUACAGCAGGAGGUGGUGAGCGUCAACGGGCAGAGGCGGGGCCAGCGCAUUGCCACACCUGUCAAGAAGUUGUUCGCCCGUGAGAAGCGACCCUAUGGCCUCGGCAUGGUGGGCAAGCUCACAAACCGCACAUACCGCAGCCACAUUGACAGUUACGUCAAGAGGCAGAUUGAGGACAUGGACGAUCACAGGCCCUUUUUUACUUACUGGAUAACGUUUGUCCACCUGCUGAUCACGAUCCUGGCGGUGGGAAUCUACGGCAUCGCACCCAUUGGGUUCUCUCAGCACGAAACAGUGGACUCGGUUCUCAGAAACAAAGGUGUCUAUGAAAAUGUCAAGUUUGUGCAGCAAGAGAACUUCUGGGUGGGACCAAGCUCGGAGGCGCUCAUCCACCUGGGUGCCAAGUUUUCCCCGUGCAUGCGGCAGGACCGACAGGUGCACAAGCUGAUCCAAGCCAAGCAGGAUCUGGAGCGCAACUCAGCCUGCUGCGUGCGCAAUGACCGUUCUGGCUGUGUGCAGACGUCCCGGGAACAGUGCUCUAGUACCUUGGCCGUUUGGGUGAAGUGGCCUGAGCACCUCAGUGCCCCCAAGCUGCAGGGCAAAGUCCGACAAUAUGGCUCUGUGUGCCAUCAGGAUCCCAGGGUUUGUCUUGAGCCGGGCUCAGUCUCACCACACGAGUGGCCCGACGACAUCACCAGGUGGCCGAUCUGCACCAAAUCCACAGGCAACCACACCAACUUACCCCACAUUGACUGUGACAUCACUGGGCGGCCCUGCUGCAUCGGCACUAAAGGGAGGUGUGAGAUCACCUCUCGGGAAUAUUGUGAGUUUAUGAGGGGAUAUUUCCACGAGGAAGCCACUCUGUGUUCGCAGGUGCAUUGCAUGGACGACGUAUGUGGGCUGUUACCAUUCCUCAACCCACAGGUCCCGGACCAGUUCUACCGACUCUGGCUGUCACUCUUCCUGCAUGCUGGGAUCCUCCACUGCCUGGUCUCUGUGGCCUUCCAGAUGACCAUCCUCAGAGACCUGGAGAAGCUAGCAGGCUGGCUGCGCAUCUCCAUCAUCUACAUCCUGAGUGGCAUCACAGGGAAUCUUGCCAGUGCCAUCUUUCUACCCUACCGAGCAGAGGUGGGUCCGGCUGGCUCCCAGUUUGGAAUCCUGGCCUGCCUCUUCGUGGAGCUCUUCCAGAGCUGGCAGAUUCUGGAGCGGCCCUGGCGGGCACUGGGCAAACUGUUGUGUGUUGUCCUCUUCCUCUUUGCCUUUGGCCUGCUGCCCUGGAUUGACAACUUUGCCCACAUCUGCGGCUUUGCCUCAGGCUUCUUCCUCUCUUUUGCCUUCCUGCCCUACAUCAGCUUUGGCCGGCUGGACAUGUACCGUAAGAGGUGCCAGAUCAUUGCCUCCCUGCUGGUUUUCGUGGGCCUGCUGGCUGGCCUUGUCGUGCUCUUCUAUGUCCACCCCAUCACAUGCGAGUGGUGCGAGCUCCUCACCUGCAUCCCCUUCACAGACACGUUCUGUGAGAAGUACGACCUCAAUGCGCAUCUGCAUUGAUCACUAGGGUGUGGACUGACAAAAGGGGCGUGUCCUCAUUCUUCUCCAUGCCCCAACUGCUUUGCCGAGGGAUUGCGCUCCCACCACCAAGGCUACCACCAUAAACUGUGACAGUAGGCUUUUGUAUUUUAUCCUCCUGUUACUUUUCAAGGAUGGACUAAGAACAUCGUAUGACCAAGUACAUGUCUGCACCACAAAGACUUUCUCUUCCAAAAGGCUAAGGCUUCAGGGACACUACUCCAAAAAGUUUCCCUUUUUUGCAUCAGGGCAAGAUUUUUUUCAACCGUGUUUGUGUUGUUGUUGUGUU